GUUUGAGCUAGCGCCUGCGCAAAGGCCACUGUGGAUCUAGCGAUCGAUCGCGUCAGUGCUGUCGGGAGAGACACACGCGAGGAGUCGGAGCUCGGUUUCUUCUACCACCAGCACCCGGCGGAUUCUCGGUGCUCUCCUCCUUUCCCACACCACCCUCUUCGGCCUCCAUUCGGACACCCACCGACCCGUCGGAGAGAAACAUCACCACAAAAGGAAAGGUUGGGGAGGGGGAGAGAGAGAGAAAAAGAGGCUUUUCAAAAAAAAGGGGCUGCGACGUUAUUUUUUGAAUCCGGUGACAUUCUGAGCGCGGCCAUGGAUUCGAAAGACGUGGCGGAUUACGCCCCGGAUUCCUGGGAGCUGGCGGCCGACACGGAUGUCGAGGCCCAGAUGAAUUCCUCGUUCUCCCGGCUCAAUGUGAACGCCAAACCGUUCGUCCCUAAUGUGCACGCAGCGGAGUUUGUGCCCUCCUUCCUGAGGAGCUCGGACGAGGUUGGGGAGACGCUAGAAGGGCCAGAUGCUACAGAUGCCAGCAUGGAAAUCUCGGAGCCAACUGCACCAGUAGAAAAUGGCGAUACAGAAGCUGGAUCUGAAGAAUCAUGGGAACAAAAAGCAGAGCCAAGUGAAGCAGAGCCAGGAGGUGGUCCUGCUGGUGAUGGGGGUCCGCCUUUGGUAACUCCAGUCGGAAUGGAAGAGGACGAAGAUGUGUCUAUGCCCACAGUUGCAGUGGUGGUAGAACCAGGUGCUCCAAGGAAGGAACAUGUAAAUGUUGUAUUCAUUGGUCAUGUAGAUGCUGGAAAAUCCACUAUUGGUGGCCAGAUAAUGUACCUCACAGGUAUGGUUGACAAACGAACACUGGAGAAGUAUGAGAGGGAGGCCAAGGAAAAAAAUAGAGAAACAUGGUAUCUUUCCUGGGCCUUGGACACUAAUCAGGAGGAGAGAGACAAGGGCAAAACAGUAGAAGUGGGCCGUGCAUAUUUUGAAACACAGAAGAAGCACUUCACCAUUUUAGAUGCCCCAGGUCACAAAAGCUUUGUACCGAAUAUGAUUGGUGGGGCAUCUCAAGCUGACCUUGCUGUCUUGGUUAUUUCAGCCAGGAAAGGUGAAUUUGAAACUGGCUUUGAGAAAGGAGGUCAAACACGAGAACAUGCUAUGUUAGCGAAAACAGCAGGAGUGAAACAUCUGAUAGUUCUUAUCAACAAGAUGGAUGAUCCAACAGUAGCCUGGAGCCAAGAUAGAUAUGAGGAAUGCAAGGAAAAACUUGUGCCAUUUUUGAAGAAAGUUGGUUUCAAUCCUAAGAAGGAUAUUCACUUUAUGCCUUGUUCUGGAUUAACUGGUGCAAACUUAAAAGAACGAGCUGAGAACUGCUCUUGGUACACUGGAUUACCAUUUAUUCCCUAUCUGGACAAUUUACCACACUUCUAUAGGGCAUCUACUGGACCUGUGCGAGUACCCAUUGUAGAUAAAUACAAGGAUAUGGGUACUGUGGUUCUAGGCAAACUAGAAUCUGGAUUAAUUGGGAAAGGACACCAACUUGUCAUGAUGCCAAAUAAACACAAUGUUGAAGUUCUGGGUCUCCUGUCUGAUGAUGUAGAAACUGAGACUGCAGACCCAGGUGAAAAUCUAAAGAUACGACUGAAAGGUAUUGAAGAGGAGGAGAUACUGCCAGGAUUUAUCCUGUGUGAUCAUGGCAGCCUUUGUCACUCAGGACGUACUUUUGAUGCUCAGAUAGUUAUAAUUGAGCAUAAAUCCAUCAUCUGCCCAGGUUACAAUGCAGUGCUGCACAUUCAUACUUGCAUUGAAGAGGUGCAGAUCGCGGCCUUAAUCUGCCUGGUCGAUAAGAAGUCCGGAGAAAAGAGCAAGACGCGGCCUCGUUUUGUUAAACAGGAUCAGGUUUGCAUUGCACGUCUAAGGACAGCUGGAACUAUCUGCCUUGAGACCUUCAAAGAUUUCCCUCAAAUGGGGCGCUUUACCUUGAGAGACGAAGGUAAAACUAUUGCAAUUGGGAAGGUCCUUAAGCUGAUCCCGGAGAAGGAUUGAACAUCCACUAUCUAAUGCUGCACAAUACUGUGAUGAAAAAGGACUCAGCAACAGCCUACUUCACGCCUUCCUUUCUUGGUUUCAUUGUUCCUCUGCCCAUCAAUAUCUUUAUCUUCCCAUAAACUGCGAAAUGCUGUAAACGUGUCCACAUUUUACGUCAGCUUUCUCAUAUUGAGAGCUCUGCUAUGCCAUUGUUUAAGCUACCAUUUUAAAUCCUUUUCUUCUGAAAUCUGCUUCCUUAGAAAUACAGCAGUAGCUACCUAACUGAUGUGGACAGAAUUGCCUGCAAAAAUAAAAUUAAACCAAAAAAGUUUAUUUUAUUCUGGCAUCAUUCUCUUUUGUGCGCAUUCUCGCUCACCUGCUUUUUCCAGCUAGAUCAGGUUAUUCAGAUCAGCAUAUGUUUGUGUUAAAAAGGCAUCUGUAGAGAUAAUAAAAUUGAUUGAAAUGUUUGUGGCACUUGGGUUACUUUGGGAAGCUUUAUUUGAAGUGAGCCUUGCAUCAGCUUGGUAACUGGUGUCCCAGCAAGUUACAUUUUAGAUUUUUAAUUUUCACUUCCAGUCCUAAAUGUGUUUUAUAAAUAUCUGCCAUGUACCCACACGGUAUGGUUUUUGUGGGUUUUUUCCAACUUGCACAAAAGCAUGAUGCAUUCUAAUGUAACUUUGUGUGCUGGAAAACAACUUUCAUUGUUUCAGUACUGAUAAAGGUGCAGUGCGUAUUUGUUUGAAGCUACUGCUUCCCUUCCAUUAGUGCCACCUCCAAAAGAAUCAUUUUUUCAAGAAAGGUACACAACCUCAAGUAAAUAAAUGUGAAUCGUUUGGGACGAACCUCGGGAGAAAAGAAACUAAUGAAUGCUACGUGAGCUUUGGUCUUGCAAUCCACGUUGAACAAGCAGUAUAUUAACAUGGGUAAAGAACCAAAAGGACUGCGAGUGCUGGAAAUGAGAAACAAAAAUUGAAACUGCUGGAAAGUCUCAGGACGUCUAGUACCAUCUGUGGAGAGAAAUCAGUUAACAUUUCAAGUCCUGUGUCCUUCCUGCAGAACUGAUUUCUCUCCAUGAAUGGUGCCAGACCUGCUGAGAUUUUGCAGCAGAUUCCGUUUUUGUUAUUAACAUGGGUAUCUCUGUUUGAUUCUUUUGCCGUGAAAUGCUAAUUCACAUAAUAGAUGGGAAUAUCUGCAGUUGAAUUUUUAUUUUCUUGCUUAUGAGCAUAUUACAUAGACCAGUUGAAAUGUGGGUGCACAUUUCAAUUUUGUCACUUUGGGUGGGGGAUUUUAACACUUGUUACUUGAUAUGAAAGUUAAUUUUUCAAUAAAUUGAUUUUAUAAGGGGAAUGGAUAUUUCUUAGAUGAGUAAUGAAGAUUUUAAAAAAUCAGCUGAAUAGAACCAGUGUGGUUGGUAUACAAAAGGAGAAAAUAUAGUUCUUGUACAUAUUUAAAAUUCUUGUAUUUGAGACAGCAGUUAUUUAAUACAGUGGUAAAUUUGUUACUGCUAAAGGGCCAUGAUGGGAACUUUUGAACAUUAAAAAAAAAACUCCCUCACCAAGCAAAGUUACUAUUCCAGUUAUUGAAAGGGAUCUAUGAAAGAUUGAUGGGAUUAGCCCUAAAUAGAGAAGGAACAAUGGUGUGAAUGGGCCAAUCUUGAAAAAUUGCAAUUACGUCUUAUUUUGUUGUCAAGCAACACGUUACCUUCAGACUUUGGACAAAAAAUAUACCUGAACACUAAAUUGAAGCAAAUCCCAUUGAUAUACUGGGCUGUUACUAGUGCAAACUGUACUGCCUGUAAAAUCGAUUGAUCCAAUGCCGUGAAACCUAGUCAUAUUACUUCACCUAUUUUAGGAGUCAACUGGGCAGCCAUCUGUUUUCUCUUUAGUUUUGUUUUGCUUCUAUCAAGUUUAGUUCCAAUAGUGCAAGGAAAUGAGAGUACCAUUGUUUUGUUAUUUUAUUUUCAAAACAAAAUAAUCCAGGAAUUUGCUGCUUUUGAGGAAAAGUUGGUGCUUUGGUAUAUUAAUGGCAAUAUUUCCCAUGGUUUCUGCUAUUGCAGUGCUUUUUUUAAAUUGGUUAAGUCAGUAAGCGUCUAAAGAAAAUGCUAAUUGCUGCUGUAUGAAUGCCCCUUUAAAUGGGCAAAUGUUGGCUUUGUCUUGGUAAUCCCACUUGAAGUUGUCUGUUUUAUAUAAUGAAGUAUCAUUAGCACUGCACAAGCCUGGUGUAAGACAGCACAACUGUUAAAUAUGACCAUGGUAUUGUAUAGUAUACAAGUUUCUUGUAUGCGUUCUUAAUCUCAAAAUAAAAUUUGUUUUCCUUUCCAUUGGCAUAUUGUUUCUAACUGGAGAUCUAGAGUACAUGUUUGGUUUUGUCUUUUCAUCAUGUAAAUGCAUUCAUGUAAUUACAUUAUUAACUAAGAUGAGCAGAGAGGACAGUGAGAAAUUUCCACUGAAGAGGCUUGCUGUAUUACUAUCCUUGCCUAAAAAUACAAUGGUAUGCUGAACAGGUUUCAUACUGGAUACUUUCUCCAGGCUAUGAAAGGACAUACACUUGUAUAGCAUACAUUGCAGAAGAUUUAUAGAGUAUUAGUGGCAAAUACCUUUGGUAAUUUGAUUUGGUGUGUUUGCAAUAAUUCUGCUUUAAAAGUACAAUUUUCUAUCCUAAUUGGGUAUUGAAGUCUAUAUUGAUCAAUGCAUUGUUUAAGGUAUGUGCAGUAAUGAGUUUGUUUUAGCUAAGUAAAUGGAGGAUUAGCACCAUCACGUCCAAAUGCCUAAAAUUAAUCAUUACCUUUAUAUAAAUGUACAUACAAGGCGCUCCUUUCUUAAGAGGUGCUUAUGAUCUUAGUGACCAGGCUAUACAAAUAACCAGGUGAUUUAAAAUAUUACCUUUUGAAGUGCAGUGCAGGAUAUUGUUUGCUAAAAUGCAUGGGAUUCAAUAUCUGUUGAAAGCUAAAAACAGAAAGUUGUAUCAACUUGCUGAAUUUUUCUGUUUAACUGAACUUCAGCUGUAAGUUGCUGUAAAUGAUUUUCUUUGUCCACACUGUACUUUGCUUAAAGUGCAAAUUGCACUUAUCCAUUGUAUGUUAUGAUUCAUUUCAUUAACCAAACUACAGAAGGGUAAAAGUGAUCAUAAGAUGGUUGUAUUAUGGACAAUUUCAUUACAAAUAAAUUGUGUGCAAUGGAACAUUAUCUUCUCCGUGAAUUCCUAGGGAAUAGUCUUGUGGCAAAUGGGUUAUUUAACCAGAAUUGACUGUGUAGAAAAGUCAUUCAUUUAUGUUUUUUUAAGUGCUGGCUCUUCACAUAUGUGUGCACAUUUAGCAAACCUAAAUUGGCUGAGCUAACCUUGAUUGCCAAGAUGAAGUUGUGUUGUGAAACUGUACGUGGGAUAGUGUUUAAAUUGCAAUAAAGUUUUGUUGAAGGUA
This is a messenger RNA of Rhincodon typus (whale shark), 5437 nucleotides long. RefSeq names its product G1 to S phase transition 1 (gene gspt1). The record is from RefSeq and is a predicted model, not a curated record. The transcript is spliced from 14 exons. Gene Ontology annotation, molecular function: GTPase activity; GTP binding; translation release factor activity. Gene Ontology annotation, biological process: translation. Gene Ontology annotation, cellular component: translation release factor complex. NCBI's taxonomy places the organism in Eukaryota, Metazoa, Chordata, Chondrichthyes, Orectolobiformes, Rhincodontidae. The coding region runs from base 313 to 2037 and encodes 574 amino acids.